AUGGCAUAUCACAUAGAAGGAGUGCCAGAGGUUGUGAAGGGUGUAGACCUAAAGAGAUACAUGGGUCGUUGGUACGAGAUUGCUUCAUUCCCUUCAUUUUUUCAGCCUGCAAAUGGCGUGAACACUAGAGCCACCUACACUCUAAAUAGUGAUGGAACUGUUCAUGUUCUCAACGAGACAUGGAAUGAUGGGAAAAGAAACUCCAUAGAAGGAACUGCUUAUAAGGCUGACCCUAAUAGCGAUGAAGCCAAACUCAAGGUCAAAUUCAUUGUUCCUCCAUUCUUGCCAAUCAUUCCUGUCCUUGGAAAUUACUGGAUUUUGUACCUUGAUCCAUAUUAUCACUACGCUCUCAUUGGUGAACCUACUAGGGAAUUUCUUUGGAUACUAUGCAGAGAGAAUCAUUUGAAUGAUGAAAUCUAUAGCCAAGUUGUUUACAAAGCUGUUCUUCAAGGGUAUGAUGUGAGGAAAUUGCACAAGACUCCACAAACUAAUCCUCCACCUCAGUAA
Messenger RNA from Vicia faba (fava bean), 507 nucleotides. NCBI's taxonomy places the organism in Eukaryota, Viridiplantae, Streptophyta, Magnoliopsida, Fabales, Fabaceae. The record is from the annotation of a GenBank genome assembly.